This is a messenger RNA of Capsella rubella, 750 nucleotides long. RefSeq lists its product as uncharacterized. The record is from RefSeq and is a predicted model, not a curated record. NCBI's taxonomy places the organism in Eukaryota, Viridiplantae, Streptophyta, Magnoliopsida, Brassicales, Brassicaceae.
AUGGGUGAACCGAUAGAGCUUGGGUUUCCUCAGGGGUUGCAUCUGGAAGUCGGAUCCGCACAGCUUAUAUACUGGAUGGUUACAUCUCUAAGCUCUCCCAAGACUUCUUCAUUUGAAGGGAUGGGUGGUGGGGGUGGUGGUGUAACUUCCGCUGAUAAGAUAUCUCUCUCCAGGGGAGGUCUUCUUGUUCUAGAAGUCACCACUGCUUCACUUCCAUCUUUGAAUUCCACAAUUGUUUCCUUUAUCAAAGGUUGGAGACCGUUGAUAAGGACCUUGAGCUUUGCAGAAGAACUGAAUCUCCAUAUCUAAAAUUUCUCCCAGUUCCUCACCAAUAGUUUGUAGCAUUUCAGGAAGCCAGAAGUGUUUUGGGAGGCCUUGAACCUCCAGCCAGAAAGGUAUCAUGGAUGGAAAGGUAUCAGAUAUGACGGGUUCCCAUUUCUGAAGAAUGACCAUCCAUUGGUCAUAGUGUCUUCUUCGAAUUCAAAUCUGAACUGGAAACAGCCUCUACCAAGAUCUGAGCCAGUUGCUUUGCCUCUCAGGUUCCAGCGGUUUGAGAGGAAAGGGAAGAGAGACCAUAGACGUUGGGCUGAGGGGUUAGUGAGUCUUCCAAUAAGGGUGAGUGAGUUUUCUUCAAUCAAGGCUGAAGUAUCAAGGUCAGGUGCUCUGAUUCUUUUGCAAGGAGGGGGAGUGAAGCCACUAUCCAUUCCUUUGCCUUUGAGGUGGGAUGGAAUUCUCUUUUCCAUAGUUUAG